Sungouiella intermedia is the source of this 855-nucleotide messenger RNA. Lineage: Eukaryota; Fungi; Ascomycota; Pichiomycetes; Serinales; Metschnikowiaceae. The record is from the annotation of a GenBank genome assembly.
AUGGCUGUGCAAGUGACAUGUGAAUAUGUAGAUCAGCAAUUGAGUACAUGGAACCUCUCCAAACCUCUUGUUUUGGGCGUCAGUGGCCCUCAGGGUUCAGGCAAACUGUACUUGGCUAAUCAUCUAUUGGUUCAUUUAAGAACAAAGUACCCACAUCUCACUAGUGUGGGACUUCUGAUCGAUGACUUUUAUUUAUCCAACUUAGAGCAGCGAGAGGUCACCGCCAAAGCCAAAAUUGAUGGAAAUUCUGUCUUGCAAGGGCGAGGACUUCCCGGAACUCAUGAUCUCAGGUUGGCUAUCCAAGUAAUGGAACAAUUGUGCAGCAGAAACGUCCCUGUCAAGGUUCCAAUAUACGAUAAGAGUGCUUUCAAUGGAGAGGGUGAUCGUUUGCCGGAAUCUCAAUGGCAGGUAAUUGAAAAACCAGUGGAUGUGAUCGUGUUCGAAGGCUGGUUCAACGGAUACAAGAAGAUCGACAGUCAAAUCUUUCCGUCCGCGUAUCUCACACAAGAUCCAAGCGGAGUGGUCCAGAGACACCGCAUGUACCAUUUGGAGGAUAUUAAUGAGCGACUCGCCUCGUAUGAGCCGUUGUGGAUCAAGUUCGAUUUUUUUGUCUACUUGAGGACAGACAACUUGGCCAACGUAUUCAAGUGGAGAUUGGAGCAGGAGGCUGGGCUAAUAGCUGAGAAGGGAGUGGGUAUGAAUCCCGAUCAGGUCAGAGUCUUUGUAGAUCGGUAUAUGCCCAUGUAUUACCUUUACUAUGAGAGAAUGUGUGAUGGAGGAGUAGCUAAAAGGGGAAGGAAUUUGGAAAUUGACAUUGAUGAAUCACGCAAGGUUAGGAGGUGGAGGAGACUAUAG